UUCACUUUUGCAGUAUCGUCACUUACUAUACUUCCUUUACAUUUCCAUCUUUCAUUUCCACCACCUCAUUCUCAAUUCUACUCUCACUUUCUCUGCAUUCUUCUUUGUGUAAUCCAAGUGGGAUUUUGGUUCUUGAGAUUCUUUUCUUGCUCAAAUCUUCUUUCCUUUCUCUUUUCUGUGGUUAAUUAAGGCUUUGCUUUUGGUGAUCAUGGCCAGUUUGAAGGCUCAACGCUUACUUGAACUUGCCAUUCUCGAUUACAUGUCUAAAAGAGGUUACCAUCAGAUUCGUGAGGCAUUCUCCCCCGGAGUUCCUGCUAACCAAAAUCCUUUUGCUAUCAAUUUUCCUCAUGAAGCAUUUCUACAAGAGUUGUGGGGUAAAUUUUAUGAAGCAUACAGCUCUAGGUUCCCUGAUGACCCUGUAUUCGCUGCUGAAUCCUUUGAUAAGGUUGCACAGACUCUGGAAGACAUUGUGGCUAAUCAAUCCUUUGCUUCUGAUCAUACAGGGUUAAACAUCUCUAAUGUGAUGCCGUCACCUGUGAUGGAAUCCAGCGGUCCUGAUCUUAUGGACGACGCUAGGAUUUCAGAUUUGAUGUCAAGAGACAUGCCACCAAUCUUACAGUCUCUUGAGAUGAAUGAAAUGGAUGGCAUGCUUCCAUUUGCUAGCAAUGCUGGCUAUCAAAUGCCAAUUGUUCCUCCAGAGUGGAAUGCAAGAGAUGACAGGCAUGCCAUUAACUUGGGAGGUCCUACGCAAAUGGAACCAAAUAUCCAUGCCCCUGCAACCGCUUUGCCUGCUUCACCAGAACUUUCUGAUGCGGGGAACAACGGAUAUCUCCAACUAUCUAUUGCGACUGGCUCAAUUUCCCCUGCCAUUAGCCAUCAAGUUGUACAUCCCAGUGUAAUGGUGCCAACUCAAAAGGAACAGUUUCUGACAACUACAUGUAGCAGAAAGAAAAAAAGGCAAAAAAUUCAAAGUAUUUGCAUAGUCGAGCAAUCAAAUGAUUGAGGGACAAAAUAUAGGCUAUCCUACUAUACUGAUGUGAUCGAGAUCUUUUUUCCUGCCUUUAUCUUCUCUUUUUCUUCUUCUGGCAUUGAACAGAUGGUUGGUGGUACAAAUCAAAGAACCCCAGCGAAUUUACCAGCACACCAGCAAACAAUAGCCCCAAUGGGAGGAAUUAUGAGAAGUUCUGGAAAGCCAUCGAGUUCUCAGGAAUCUGUUGAGAAAGAGAUAGCUACUGUCGCUGCUAUUGCAAAGGACAAAACUAAAAGCUACUUCCCCCAAGGAGAUGCUGGUCUGGUUAGUGCAAGUAAUUCAAUCGAUGCAUUGAGGAAAAGAGCUGAAUAGAAAGGCAGGUAUCACUUUUAAAGAGAUUCAUAACAUUCGCGCAACAAAUAGCAAGCUCCUGUGUUGCCACUUUAAUUCACAAGGAGAGUUGUUGGCUACUGCUGGACACGACAGGAAGGUUUUUCUUAUUAAUUUUCAACAGGAUUCUAGUUGGUCAUAUGCUUAUCUCAACUUCUCCUGUUGAUGAACUUGUUACUGCGAUCUAUGUUUAGGUUCUGAUUUGGGAUUUGAGAAAUAACAAUGUUAAUAGUGGACAAGGUCAUGCUCAUCACGUUACAGAUGUCCGUUUUAGACCAAACUCAACGGUGUUUGCAACAGCUUCCUUAGAUAGAACUAUGACCAAACUCAACGGUGUUUGCAACAGCUUCCUUAGAUAGAACUAUGAAGAUAUGGGAUGCAGCCAAGCCAAGCAACCCUUUCCAAAACCUCGUCGGGCAUUAUGAGCAAGUGAUGUCAAUAGAUUUUCAUCCAAAAGUGGGUCUCAUCAGUUCUUGUGAUAGCAAUGAUGAGAUUAGACUGUGGGAUAUCAGUGGGGGUGAUUGCAAACUCAUUCUUAAGCUUGGGAGGUAGCAAGUUAGAUUUCAACCUCAACUUGGGGACUUUUUGGCAAGUUCUACCGGCAAUAUUAUAAAUAUCUUUGAUGUCGAGACUAACAACAUCCAAAAGAAGUUACAAGGACAAGUCAAAGACGUUCGUUCAAUCUGUUUGGAUAUGAGUGGGAAUUACCUUGCAUCCGUGUGCAAAGAUAGUGCACGAAUGUGGUCUAUUAGCGACGGAAAAUGUCUACAUGAACUAUGCUCCAGUGGCAAUAAGUUCCAGUCAAGCACUUUCCACCCUGGGUACGUUCAAGUGUUGGUGAUUGGUUCUGAUAAGUUCUUGGAGUUGUGGAAUCCAAACUUCCAGAGCAACAUAACUUGGUAAUAUAGUGCACAUGCUGGUGUAAUUUCUUCAUUAGCAGAUUCACUUUCGAAAGGAAUCAUAGCUUCAGUGAGUCAUGACUAGUGCAUCAAGAUAUGGAUGAUGCUUCUUUUUGGUCAAGAUACAACUGUCAUUCUUUCUUCUUUCUCUUAUCCAAACUACAUCAAUAUCUGAAUGAACCACAGUUUACAUCCACCAUUUCACUAACAACUAACAAGGGUGCAUUUGGGACAUAUAUUGUUCUAACUGCACUUCUUUCUGAGGUUGGAACGCCCAACCACCCCCCCCCCCCCCCUCUUUAUUU
Lycium ferocissimum is the source of this 2564-nucleotide messenger RNA. RefSeq lists its product as uncharacterized. Lineage: Eukaryota; Viridiplantae; Streptophyta; Magnoliopsida; Solanales; Solanaceae. The record is from RefSeq and is a predicted model, not a curated record. The transcript is spliced from 14 exons. The coding region runs from base 209 to 1003 and encodes 264 amino acids. Gene Ontology annotation, molecular function: transcription corepressor activity.